Auxenochlorella protothecoides is the source of this 690-nucleotide messenger RNA. RefSeq names its product Ubiquitin domain-containing protein 2. The record is from RefSeq and is a predicted model, not a curated record. Bases 1 to 690 code for a protein of 229 amino acids. The transcript has 5 exons. NCBI's taxonomy places the organism in Eukaryota, Viridiplantae, Chlorophyta, Trebouxiophyceae, Chlorellales, Chlorellaceae.
AUGAGCUUGGCGGACGUCACCGCCAAUCUUCGCGCUCCCGUGGAGACCGCGACAGACAACAAGCCAAUCGUCAAGGUGCACGCUGUGGAGUGGGCCAAGAUCAUGGCGGGCGAGCCGGUGGAGAUCAAUCCCUCCAUCGGGCACGGCUACAAGGUGAUGUCCGUCAAGGAGUGGGCUGCCAGGUGGAAGCCCAACGAGGCAUAUCCCGAGUGCCUGGUGUGUGGGAGCCACAACACCAAGGAGCACCACUUCACACAGACAUGGUGCCGGGGCAAGAAGAAAUGGGAGAGCGAGACCCUGUGCCUGGACUGCCACAGCUUCACCAAGCGCUCCUACUGCGAUCCGGACUUCAAGACCCCAGAGGACUUUGAGAAGGAGCGCUGGCAGUCCAUGCGGGAGGAGUUCUGGGAUACAGAGCCACACUACGGAGGAGAUAGAGUGAUCUGGGAUGCGCUGCGAGCCGCGGCAGAGGCAGAUCUCCGCACAGCAAAGCUCAUCCUACAGAGUGCCGGUAUCGUGGUAGCCGCACCCGAUAUGACAACCUACUAUGAUGAGCGGGGGAGGAUGUAUGUCCUGCCCAAGUAUGUGCUCUCCCUUCCAACAAACAUCCUGCGCACAAGUUCCAUAAUGGGAAGCCGAAAAUCUGCCAAUGCAGUUGAACUGCCGCAGCUUACUGCCUCGGCCCUGUAG